AUGGGUCGCAAAGAAACCUAUUAUCUGCACAUGUUGAAUUGCGACUCAAUGGCUCAGCAAGGCAUCAAAGUAAGGCCUGUCCUGCUGAAAAGGAACAGCCUGGAUUCGGUUGAUUUUAGGAGACAUCCACACCAUCGCAGGAGCAAAUCACAACAAGUCCGAUUUAAAGAGGAUGGAGCAGAUAAUCCAACAGUUGUAGAAUCAGAGCUGGAGGCAGGAGAUACCCAAGAUCCAUGUGUAUUGGCUACAAUACAAACCUCCCAAGCCCAUAACUUAGUAAACGAUUCCCUCUGUUUGCCGCCAUCUUGCAAAGGAUUACAAAAUAUUGCCAUACAGACUUCUCCAAGCCUCAGGAAGCAUUUUCCAGUGUUUAAAAAGAAAAGAAUUACAACAAGCAAGUCUCUAACUGAAAUGCCAAAAGAGUCUGAAUAUGCUUUUCAAGUCAAUGGCAAUCUUUCUCAACAGGACAUUAUCUCGUCUAGUCUCUCUUACUUGAGUAUCACUCAGCAUUUAAAUGAUGGGCCAAAAGCAACAGCAAAUACUUUUUUCCGAAGGGUACCUAAAGCACAAAGCAAUGGCCCUGUCCAUUUGGGUUCUGAUCAACUUGCAAUAUUAGAAACAGCCACUGUUUCUACCCAGGUCCCUGAAUAUGCACACCUGGGUUCUACACUAGACAAUUUUUCCAUUUAUCCAGACAUACAAGUGGACUUAAGGACCUCCACUGAUCCUUCUCCCACUAAGAGGGAAUCUGAGGAAAUCUGUUCUAUGCUAGUGGAGUCUGAAAACCUGACUUGUGUAAGUCAGAAUUGUAAUGAUGCGCAAAUGGAUCAGAAUUUGUGUGAAGAGAAAUGCUACACUGAGCUGCCAUCUAAGAAUGACAUUAGCGCUAAGGAAAACUUUCUCCCACUGUCUCAGUUUCACCACAAUCCUUUACCCUGCUCUCUCCCAGAGCCUCAGCAGUCAGUACAACUACAAGUAGACACUGGCUCUAAGAUACAGAUGAAUGACAACCAAACGACAUUAUUCACUAUCAACAGUGUGUCACCUCUUAUUCCCUCUUGUCAAUCUGUAACAGAAAACAUUUCCACUAAUACCGAAGUGCCACAGUAUAAAAACUGCUUAGAAGGCUUUCACAUAAAUGCCUAUCUUUCAGGGGCUGAAACAAAAUCGGAAAAGAAAGAGAUUAAAGAAAUUAAUCAAAUUCAUUUGGCACACACUGAACUCUGUGCCCUACAAGGCAGACUUCAGUCCGUGGAGGAAUCUUUGCUGUCAAACCAGGAGAAGAUUAAAGUCCUCUUGAAUGUAAUUCAAGACAUGGAAAAGGCCAGAGCCCUCAAUGAAGGACGGAACUUCUAUCGCACUGGCCAAGAUCUCAACAACUGCAGCACUUGCCAGAACACCGCAUGUAUCAUUUACAGUGUAGAAUAUGACUUCAGACAACAAGAAGAUAGAUUUCACCAAGUUUUGAAAGCAUUGGAUCAAGUGGAAGAGAGUCCUGUUUUGGUGACACUACAAAGACAGCCAUCUGAUCAUCCAGUCCCUGAGAAACAGGAAAUAAGAAGAAAGGCGAAGAAAAAGAAAUGCUUCUGGUGGAUUUGA
Thamnophis elegans (Western terrestrial garter snake) is the source of this 1599-nucleotide messenger RNA. It is a transcript of the gene INSYN2B, whose product is annotated as inhibitory synaptic factor family member 2B. The transcript is spliced from 3 exons. NCBI's taxonomy places the organism in Eukaryota, Metazoa, Chordata, Lepidosauria, Squamata, Natricidae. Gene Ontology annotation, cellular component: postsynaptic density. The coding region runs from base 1 to 1599 and encodes 532 amino acids. Gene Ontology annotation, biological process: inhibitory postsynaptic potential. The record is from RefSeq and is a predicted model, not a curated record.